Molecule: messenger RNA, 1572 nt
Organism: Gryllus bimaculatus (two-spotted cricket)
Lineage: Eukaryota; Metazoa; Arthropoda; Insecta; Orthoptera; Gryllidae
Source: the annotation of a GenBank genome assembly
AUGGAGCCUAGUUUGGGCGAAGAUGUGAACACUUUGGCUUCUGAGACCAGCAAGUGGGUCAUUUGGCGAUGGAACUCUGCAUAUCCAGAUCUUCAAACUGAAUCCCCUAAAGCACUUGGAGGAACAUUAUUGUCAGUUUCUUUGUUUUCACUCACAUCUUGUGAUGAAAAGUUAGCUUCAAAAUCAGCAAAACCUGCAUUUCCAAAAUCUGCCCAACCUGCAUCAUCCCCAGAAGGAGCUGGAGCUGUAGUUGGAUCAGAACUGCAAGCCCAUGGAUUGACAGCAUCAACAGCAACAGAGUUUGUGGCUAGUAAAGCAGCAAGUAAUUUGGCAAUAUGCAGUCUUGUAUUACCUAAUGGAGGGUCCAAAGCACCAGCUGUUGUUUUGACAGAAGGAACUGAAGGCCCAGACCAACAACCUGGUGGUGAAGACUGUUCAACUCAAUAAUGACCCCUAUAGAAAUUAGUCAAAUGGAGUAUUACUUCCUCCUCAUGCUGGUAAUACUACCUGUCAAACUUUUUUUCUCACUUUGGGCAUGGAUGGGCUGGGAACUUUUCAAAAAUAACUGAUAAAAACACUGAAGUGAAUGGCAAGAUUUUUAUCUUCAGAGUUUUUCUGAAAUCAUCAAUUCCAUCAUUCCCAUUCUGCCUCUAUGUUUCCAAACUCUAAACCUUGCAACAUCUUUACGAGUGACAAUUCCUAUGACCUAAAAAACAAGAGCAGUUAGAUUACUUUAUAAAUACCAGAACAUGUUAAUAAAAUAUUAAAUACAUUUUGAAGAAACAAGGAACUAACCUCAUUUGAGUCAUUAACAAUGACUAAAUGCCUUAAACCAAGGCCUCUGAAUAAACGGAAAACCCGGGGAAGUGAUGCAGACUACAAAAGAAUUCCUCUAAAUACCAACAUUAAAAUUAGCAAAUAAAAUAUUAAUUAUUUUAUUUUACUUACAUGUAGAAGUGUGUACGACGCUGGAUUCAUAAAAGGUCUCAGAUCAAUUGUGAACAAACGUUCUUCUUGGGUAACACUUACAUCCUAUGAAUGAAUUCGGAAAUACAUUCAUAAGAAAUCUAAGAAAAUAUGUGAUAAAUUAAGAAAGCAAAACAAUAUUUCUUCACCUUAAUACUUUGAUAGCGAGGAUAAGCCUUCCAAAACAUUUUAAUUGACACUUGCUUAGGAUUCCAAAUUUCUACAGAUUCAUUAAAUAUCUUAUUUUGUAACAGAACAAUCAAUUGAGACCGUAAAAUAAUUCCUCGGUAAGUUCCACAAGUUUUCAUACUAUCCUAAAAGUGAACAAAGAAACAUGUUAGCUCAAUUCAAUAAUAUUGAACGAUAUGUUGUUUUAAUAGAGUAAGUGAUUUACCGCAUCUUGACAUUGUUGAUCUACUAUUGGAAAUCCGUUGUGAGUCUCUGAGCGAAGAACAUCGAUGAUAUGUCCAACAUUUUCAACAGCAUUAAAGGUUACAACAGGAUGACUCAUUAUACCACUAGCAUAAAUAUUGUUGGAAAGGGGUGGUGGUUCCCAUGGCAAGAGUGGUACACCAGCCAACUGAAUAUGAAUAUCGUAUAUGCCCU